This is a messenger RNA of Vigna radiata var. radiata (mung bean), 2009 nucleotides long. RefSeq lists its product as uncharacterized. The transcript is spliced from 3 exons. NCBI's taxonomy places the organism in Eukaryota, Viridiplantae, Streptophyta, Magnoliopsida, Fabales, Fabaceae. The record is from RefSeq and is a predicted model, not a curated record. The coding region runs from base 1 to 1416 and encodes 471 amino acids.
AUGGCCCAAAACAGCUAUAACGAGGCCCAAAGUCCAGAAACGUCCGAGCCCACCGAAUCCCGCCCCGUCGGCGGAACUGAGUUUAGCUGGUGCAAGGCUGUUCCCAUCGGCACCGGCGUCACCGUGCUCAGCCUCCUCCUCUCGAAAACACCCGAAAUCACUAUUCUCAAAAAUGCCCUCCACAAUCUCCAGAAUUCCCAUCCUAUCCUCCGCUCCAAGCUCCACCUCGACCCCUCCACCAACACCUUCCACUUCCUCAUCCCUGCCUCACCCAACGUCCAACUCCAACACUUCGAUCUCGCUUCAACGGCUAGCAUCGUCCAGGCCAACUCCAAUGGUCACGAUGAUCCCUUUCACACACUCCUCGAGGACCAGAUGAACCACGACACUUGGCGCGAUUAUGAGCCAGGCGACCUCGACGUGCUCUACGCCUCCAUCUUUACCCUCUCCCACGACCGUUUCGCCGUGUUCCUCCGCCUCCACACCGCCGCGUGCGACCGUGCCGCAGCGGUGGCGCUGCUCAUGGAGCUCCUGCGCCUCUUCUCCGGCGACGGAACCGGCAAUACUGGGGAGAAGAAGGUGAGUUCUGCAAUCGAGGAUCUGAUACCCGAGGGGAAGAUGCACAAGCCUUUCUGGGCGCGUGGAUUGGACGUGCUUGGGUACUCGCUCAACGCUUUCAGGUUUUCGAAUUUGAACUUCGUGGACGCCGCUUCGCUUCGAAGAUCGAGGAUAGUGAGGUUGCACCUGAAUGUAGAAGAAACCAAGAACCUUCUAGCUGGAUGCAAAUCCAGAGGAAUUAAACUUUGUGGGGCACUUGCAGCAGCCGGAAUGAUGGCAUCCUGGACCUCUAAAGGCCUUCCUAAUUAUCAAAGAGAAAAGUAUGCUGUUGUAACACUUGUUGAUUGCCGCUCACUUCUUGAUCCCAUCCUUCCCAGCAACCAUGCUGGAUUUUACCAUUCCGCCAUCCUGAACACACAUGACGUGUGUGAAGAAACCUUAUGGGAGUUGGCAAAGAGAAGCUAUACCUCCUUUGUAAAUGCUAUGAACUGCAACAAGCAUUUUUCAGACAUGUCUGACCUGAACUACCUCAUGUGCAAGGCUAUUGACAACCCGGGUUUGACACCUUCAUCGUCACUUAGAACUGCCUUGAUCUCUGUGUUCGAAGAUCCUGUCUUUGUUGACUCGGGUGAAAUAGCUGGGGAGAUUGGUUUGGAAGACUUUGUGGGCUGUGCUUCUGCUCACGGUGUUGGCCCAUCCUUAGCCUUAUUUGAUACCAUACGGAAUGGAAAGUUGGAUUGUGCUUGUAUAUAUCCAUGGCCCCUGCAUUCAAGAGAGCAGAUUGAGGGACUAGUCGAUCAUAUGAAGAGAAUACUUGUGGAAGGUUGUAGCAGUGAAAAUCAACAAACUGAACCAUAAGCCAAUUCUGAGGCUGAGCAAGGGACUAGUCGAUCAUAUGAAGAGAAUAUUUGUGGAAGGUUGAAGCAGUGAAAAUCAACAAACUCAAACUUCGAUUCCACUUCCAUUUCAGUUUCUUUGAUUCUCCUUUAAGGAGGCCGGGUUUUUAAAAUGAAGGGAGAAAUAUAUAUUACAAUUCUCAGUGAAGGAUUAAAGACAUAUGCAAGCGUUGCCAUUGCAUUGUUAAAUAGCAUUUGAAAUCCAAGAUUUCUUUGGUUUUAAAGGUUAUUGAUUUAUUUCAUUCUCAAUUCGACAAUCUUAAGACCGAAAUAAGUUAGAAUGAUAAAGUUCCUUGGUGUAGAAGGUGUUUCCAUGGAGGAAGUAGCCAUGAGUUGGAGAGGAGAAGUACUCUGGUUUCCAAUAGCUUUUAAGAGAAACCAAGUUUUUACAAACCAUGGUUUCUUUUAGAGGAAAUUUAAGGGAGAAUUUUCUCCUUUCGAAGCAGAAAUGUGUUUUCUGGAAAGGCUAUUUUGGAAGUGUCAAAUUGUUCAUUUCAAAAUUAAAUUUGAUAUUUCUGAAAUGUUCUUAUUCAAAGAUACAUUUUUGCUACCGGA